Messenger RNA from Pimephales promelas (fathead minnow), 2228 nucleotides. RefSeq names its product nuclear autoantigenic sperm protein (histone-binding) (gene nasp). Gene Ontology annotation, biological process: CENP-A containing chromatin assembly; DNA replication-dependent chromatin assembly. Gene Ontology annotation, cellular component: nucleoplasm. NCBI's taxonomy places the organism in Eukaryota, Metazoa, Chordata, Actinopteri, Cypriniformes, Leuciscidae. Gene Ontology annotation, molecular function: histone binding. The record is from RefSeq and is a predicted model, not a curated record.
GGAAGUACAGCUUGUAUCCGUAUUUAAAGGCGCCAACAAAGGCUAAUUCAGGAGCAGCUUCACAACCUGCCAUCUUCACAUACAUCAUCCAAUAGUACAUUGCGGCGUAGUUUGUUUAACGCAUUAAGAUGCCCGAGGAAACAGCAUCUGCUUCAACUGCCGAAAGUAUGGCGGUGGAACCUUGCUCCUCAAGCGCUGCAGACAGCUCCGUCGAUGUUACUGAGGAAGCAAAGAAGCUGAUUGGCACAGGCAACCGGCACUUAGUGAUGGGUGAUGUUGUGGCGGCAGUCAGUGUCUUCCAGGAGGCUUGUGCCAUGCUAGCUGAGAAGUAUGGAGACACUGCAGAUGAAUGUGGAGAAGCUUUUUUCUUGUGUGGAAAGGCCCUUCUGGAGCUUGCCAGGAUGGAGAAUACUGUGCUUGGUAAUGCUUUAGAGGGAGUCCCAGAAGAAUCCUCUGAAGAGGGCGAGAAACAGAAUGACUCCAAGAUUGAAAGUGCUGACAACUUGGAUGAGGAAACCAGAGAUGAGCUUCGAGCACAGGUUUAUGAUGCCAUGUCAGCGGACAACAAAACUCAGUCAGAGGUGGAAACGGAGGUGGGGGAAGGUGAGCAGAAGAACCAAGAAGAUAAGCAGAAUGAAGUUGAAGUGCCAAAGGAAGCGGAUGCAGCAUCACCUAAAUCUGCGAAACCAGCUGAAAGGGAGAAACUAGCUGAAGAUGAGGCAAAACCUGGUGACGAUGAGAAAAUAUCUGAAGACAAGGCAAAGCCUGAUGAAAAGGAGAAACUAGCUGAAGACAAGGCAAAGCCUGCUGAAAAUGAGAAACUAGCCGAAGACAAGGCAACACCUGCUGAAAAUGAGGAACUAGCUGAAGACAAGGCAACACCUGCUGAAAAUGAGAAACUAGCUGAAGACAAGGCAAAACCUGCUGAAAAUGAGAAACUAGCUGAAGACAAGGCAAAACCUGCUGAAAAUGAGAAACUAGCUGAAGACAAGGCAAAACCUGCUGAAAAUGAGAAACUAGCUGAAGACAAGGCAACACCUGCUGAAAAUGAGGAACCUGCUGACAAGGAUGUUAAGGCAAAUGGUGUAGAUGAAGGUGCUUCUAAAAAGGAAGACAUCACUUUGUCAAACAGUGAAAAGGCUGAAAAAGAUGAGGAGAAAAAUGAAGAUACUGAAGAACCCAUGGAAGAGGAUGGUGGAGAUGACGAUGAGGAUGACGACGAUGAUGAGGAUGGCGAGGGUGACUCGAAGGAUAAGGAAAGUGAGGAGGAUGAAGUUGGCAACCUGCAGUUGGCCUGGGAGAUGCUUGAGGUUGCAAAGGUGAUUUAUAAAAGAAAAGACUGCAAAGAAGAUCAGCUAAUGGCAGCACAAAUUUACCUGAAACUUGGAGAAGUUGGCGCUGAAUCAGGUAACUACAGCCAGGCUCUGGAGGACUUCAAUGAGUGUUUAACCUUGCAGCUGAAACACCUUCCCUCUCAUAGCCGUCUUUUGGCUGAGACUCAUUACCAGUUGGGCACAACUUACUGCUACACUGCCCAGUACAGCCAAGCCAUUGAGCACUUCUCCAAAUCUAUCAAAGUCAUCGAGAGCCGUCUUGCUAUGCUUCAGGAAGUGAUAGACAAGACUGAAGGUGCAGAGGCAACAAAGGAGAAGACCGAGCUUGAGGAGUUGAAACAGUUGCUGCCAGAAAUUACUGAGAAGAUUGAAGAUGCUAAGGAGGGCCAGAGGACUGCUGCUGUGGCUUCUGAGGCCAUCCAUCAGACUCUUGCAGGAGCAUCCACGUCAUCUGCUUUUCCAGCUGAAAAUGGUGGCCCAUCUUCAUCUACUGCUAGUCAGAUUCCUGUGAAGCCAGCUGAUGGUGCUUCUUCCUCAAAAUCUGCAUCUGAUAUUUCCCACCUUGUCCGCAAAAAGAGGAAACCAGACGAGGAGAGUCCAAAAAAGGACAGUGAUGCUAAAAAGACAAAACAGGAGACCUCAGUUAAUGGCAGUGAUGACUCCGCCCACAACGGCAAUGGAGUCCAGGAGAAAAUGGAGCAGGAGUCAGCCAAUUCUUCCUCUGUGGAGACCUCAGCGUGAUGGACUUCCUCUGACCUCUUACCUUCCAACCAGCAGAGCAUGCCUGCAUCAUACUCAUGAACAACUUGUCUGUUCUGUAAAUAACCUGUUUUCUUUGUCCAAUUUUUGUAUAAUUGUAGUAAACUUUCAAUAAAGGAUAUUUGCAUAUGUGAA